AUGGCUCCGUAUUACGAUCCUCGUCCUGGGCUACGUCAACCGUCCAUCAUUAAAGCCACCAUCCAUCAUGCUAUAGAAACUGGUGCUCAUCCACCAAUUUAUACUUCACCAUAUCGUGUUUCAUACAAAGAUGAACAGAUACAACGCGAAGAAAUCGAAAAAUUACUCAAACAAGGCGUGAUUGAAGAAUCUACAUCGCCAUGGCCAUCACCAAUAGUACUGGCUCGUAAAAAAGAUGAAUCUGUUAGAUUUUGCAUUGAUUUUAGGAAAUUAAACAGCAUUAUUACGAAAGAUGUAUUUCCAAUGCCUCGAAUUGAUGAUAUCUUUGACCAUUUAUCACAAGCAGAAUAUUAUACAACCAUCGAUUUCAAAUCAGGUUAUUUUCAAGUUGGACUUGAUCCCAAUGAUCGUCCAAAAACGACUUUUUCCACUCGGGAUCAACAUUAUCAAUUUACAGUGUUACCUCAAGGUGUUACAAAUGGUCCACCUGCAUUUCAACGUAUCGUUAGUCAAAUACUUGGGCCUGCAAGAUGGAAAUAUUCAUUAGCGUAUCUCGAUGACGUUAUAAUAUACUCGACAACGUUUAAAGAACAUCUUAUUCAUCUCAAUGAUAUUCUUAAUCGAUUAAAUUAUGCAAAUUUUCGGCUUAAUGUUACUAAAUGUCAAAUAGCAAGAACAUCAAUAGAUUAUCUAGGACAUCAUAUUCAACAUCGUAGUAUUCGACCUAAUGCUGACAAUAUUCGCGCGUUAUUAGAAACUCAACAGCCGACAUCAGCGAAAGAAGCAUUUCGAUUCGUCAAAGCUGCUGAAUAUUAUCGUAAAUUUAUACCUGGAUUUUCAACGAUUGCACAACCUUUACAUCAAUAUGCACCAACCACCAAAGAACAACGAAAAACAAAAUCACAAGCAAAACCUAUUACUUUAUCCGAUGAUGCACUUGACGCGUUUAAUAAAUUAAAGAGAAUAUUAACCAAUGAUUUAGUAUUACGCAUUCCAGAUCAAAAUUUACCAUUCAAGAUACAAACGGAUGUAUCUAAAAUUGGUGUUGGAGCAGUACUGAUGCAAGCUCAUCCUAACGGCGAUCUACCAGUAGCAUAUUUAUCAAAGAAAUUCACAGCAACACAAAUGAAUUGGCCUGCAACGGAACAAGAAUGUUAUGCUAUUAUAUAUGCUAUUGAAAAAUGGCAUAAAUAUUUAGACGGCCAAUCAUUUAUUAUUGAAACAGAUCACAAACCAUUAUUACCACUUAAUUCAAAGCAACAACUAAAUUCGAAAUGUGAACGAUGGUGUUUAAAAUUACAACAAUAUCGAUUUACUAUUAAAUACAUUAAACGCAAACAUAAUACAGUAGCUGAUUAUUUAUCACGUUCAACAGUAAAUAAUGGAUCAAAUGAUGAAGAUGACUAUACACCAACGAAAUCUGCAUCAUCACAAACUGACGAGUAUAUGAAGACGAAAAUCGUUGCACCUGUAAUCACCCGUAAUUACCCAAAACAACAAGUUGCUGAGAGGUCGGAUCUCCAUUCGGUAGAUCGCAUCUGUGAGAUGGACACCCGAAAGACGAAUGUAGACAUAGAAGUCGUACAAUCCUGUGGCACACACUAUAAUCAGUGUCAUACACCCGUGGUUACAAAUGAAAUACAACAAAUAAUACCUUUUACAUGGGAACAAUUAAAAGAAGCACAACAUCAAGAUGAAGAAAUUAAGAACAUAAUUAAUAACAUCCAGAACCAUAAGAAAUAUUUUAUCAAAGAUAGUAUGUUAAUGAAGAAAGCAUGUCCACCAGCUCAAGUUAUACCUAAAGGACGAAUACGUUCAGAUAUAAUGAAAAUUUAUCAUGAUACACCGGCGAAUGGUGCUCAUUUUGGUCGUGAUCGAACGAUUAAUAAAAUUCAACAACGAUAUUUUUGGCCAGGUAUGAUUUCUGACAUUCGUAAUUUUAUAAAAUCUUGUUUAAUUUGUUCACAAAACAAUCCGCUACGAAAAAAACCAUCUGGUGCUUUGAAACCAAUAAAACCUCCAAAUGGAAUAUGGCAAUUACUUACAAUGGAUUUUCGCGGACCGAUCACACCAAUAACGAAGAAUGGAAAUAAAUACAUUAUUUCAUUGACCGAUGUAUUAUCAAAAUUUAUAAUUACAAAAGCAGUCCGUGAUUGCACUGCUACCACUGCAGCACGAUUUUUAUUUGAUGAAGUUAUUCUUAAAUAUGGUACUCCUAAAUGUAUUCUUACUGAUAAUGGUACACAUUUUACAGCUAAAAUGAUGACGGAAUUAUUAAAACAAAUUGGAAUUACACAUUUAUACUCGACACGCUAUCAUCCCAUGACAAAUGGACAGAUAGAAAGAUUUAAUGCAACAAUGGAUGCAAAAAUAGCUGCAUUAUCAAAUGAAAAACGAACGAGCUGGGAUGAAAAAUUGCCAUUCGUUACAUUCAAUUACAACACCACUAUACAUCGUAUAACUACUCAAAGUCCAUUCGGAUUAAUACAUGAUCAUAAGCCAAUGUUUCCCUUUGAUCAACAACAACCAUUAGUUACCUUAUCACAAGAUCCAGAACACAAGACAAAAUUAAAUCAACACUUAUCCGUAUUAACCGAACAAGCGAAAGCCAAGAUUUUAGAACAACAACGCAAAUAUAGAGAACGUUAUGAUCGAUAUCGAACAAAUCCAAUUUAUAAAAUUAAUGAUAUUAUUCUUGUUAAAACAUUAAACAAGCGAAACAAAUUCGACAUCAGGUAUGAAGGACCCUUUAAGAUUACACAACAACUGGGAAAAAAAACAUUUAUCGUGCAACAUAUUAAGAAGCAUACAUUAGUUCGACAAGUUACAAUAGAUGUCAUUAUUCCAUUAUACGAACGAAAAAGAAUGAAUUAA
Molecule: messenger RNA, 2874 nt
Organism: Rotaria socialis
Lineage: Eukaryota; Metazoa; Rotifera; Eurotatoria; Philodinida; Philodinidae
Source: the annotation of a GenBank genome assembly